Dunckerocampus dactyliophorus (ringed pipefish) is the source of this 1675-nucleotide messenger RNA. RefSeq names its product MAX dimerization protein 3 (gene mxd3). The coding region runs from base 90 to 689 and encodes 199 amino acids. Gene Ontology annotation, biological process: regulation of transcription by RNA polymerase II. NCBI's taxonomy places the organism in Eukaryota, Metazoa, Chordata, Actinopteri, Syngnathiformes, Syngnathidae. The transcript is spliced from 6 exons. Gene Ontology annotation, molecular function: protein dimerization activity; RNA polymerase II cis-regulatory region sequence-specific DNA binding; DNA-binding transcription factor activity, RNA polymerase II-specific. The record is from RefSeq and is a predicted model, not a curated record.
CAGUCAGUCAAGUCAGACUCUGCUUCACCCACUUCAAUCGUCUGGCUUGUUUAGCUUGUUCUUUCGAACAAAAAAUAAUUAUAUAGAAAAUGGAAGGUUCCAUUUGCAACAUCCAGGUGCUUCUUCGUGCCGCCGAGUUCUUGGAGAGGAAAGAGCGAGAGGCAGAACAUGGCUACGCUUCACUGCUGCCUCCCAGUCCAGGUCUGUCUGAUAAGAGAAGCAAACAGAAGAGCAAGAAGAUAUCUGCUGGUGGCAAUAGGUCUGUGCACAACGAGCUGGAGAAAAACAGACGAGCGCAGCUGAGACAGUGCCUGGAGCAGCUAAAGAAGCAAGUUCCCCUGUCGUCUGACACGAUGAGGAACACCACGCUCAACCUGCUCCGACGAGCCCAGCUUCACAUCAAGAAGCUGCAGGAGCAGGACGAGCAUGCGGAGCAGCUGAAGGGUCGUCUGCGCUGGGAACAGAGGGAGCUGCAGGUGCGUCUGGAGCAGCUGCAGAGAGGGACGGAGCGGAUGAGGAACGACAGCCAGGGGUCCACCAUGUCAUCAGAAAGGUCUGACUCGGACAGAGAGGAUGUAGAGGUGGAUGUGGAAAGCAUCGUGUUUGACUGCAUGGACUCUGACGGCCUGCACUAUACACACAGUGAUGCAGAUCACUGUUACUCCAGUAUGGACAAAGCCUGGCUAUGACAGCAGCCAGGGAGCGGUCCUUUAUCAGUGUCAUCGCCGAGGGGGGCAGGUGAAAACAUUCCAAAAAUGAGCAGGGUGAGGAGGAUGAUACUGCACAACUGAACCCCAUGUUUUACAAAGGCAGUUAAAAAAAACAACAAAAAAAACAUGAUGUUACACGAGUGUAAUCAUGAGUGAGCUGUGUCGAUUUGCACUGAAAAGCAGUUCAAAUCACUGGGCUGGGAUGGAACAAACAUAUCCAAAGCCACUUACAAUCAAUCAUUUUGUAAGGGAUUUUACAAAUCAAUACAGCUUUGUUUUGUUUUACUUCAUUACCUUCACUGACUUUAGCCUUUGGACUAGAUUUGAUGUACUUUUCUGUUCAGCUUCUCCUAAGCAUUACAACUCAGUAAGGCCAUGUGUGGCAUGCACUUAAAACAUUAAUCUCUGCUAUGGUUUAUAUACACACACACACACACACACACACCUGCUAGUGUCUUUGGGUCUUUCUUUUUCUUUUGUUGCACAAAAUCAUCCACACAUUGCACUUGUUUUGUCUCCAAAGAGUUGCAGAUAUAGCCAUGUGGAAAAACAGGUUGAGAGGAACGAUUUAAUGGCAUUUGCACAUACAUGCCUGCCAAUUAGGCAACUUGACCUGAUAUUCAUUUGGUGUUUUUGCACACUCUUUUCUGUAAUUUGGCGAUGUGUGAUGGCUGGUGGAUGGAGAGCAUCAAUUCUUGCACAUCCAAGGUUUUUUUUGUUACUAAUAUUUCUUUACAAGUUUAUGGAUCAGACAUGUUUUUACAUUUGCUGUAUUACAAAUAUGUAUCAUGUUGCUCUAUAUUUAAUAACAGGAGGCACAUUUUGCCCUCACUUUUGAAUUAUGCAAGAUGCCUUAUUACUUUUUAAUAGUAUAUGCAUUCUUCAGUCUCUCCGCCCAGUAAUAUUAUGUAGCAAUUUUUGUAAUGGUGUAAGCUUUUUUAUGAAUAAAUAUUUUCUAUAUUUAA